Misgurnus anguillicaudatus (oriental weatherfish) is the source of this 1049-nucleotide messenger RNA. The record is from RefSeq and is a predicted model, not a curated record. NCBI's taxonomy places the organism in Eukaryota, Metazoa, Chordata, Actinopteri, Cypriniformes, Cobitidae.
AUGAUCCUGCCAACACUGAACCCAGCGACGGUGUCGGGGUCCGUCGCAUCAUCUCCUGUCUCGCUUCUGCUGCCCAUUGUAGUGGGUCCAGUUCCAUCCUGGCUGACGGACCAGGAACGCUCAGCACUAUUUGCUGAGCUUUGGAGAGCCACCGCCAUGCCCGAUCCGGUUCUCAGGAGGGCUGUUACCUGGAUCCGUCCGUUCCUUGGAUUGGCUGCCGUUGGCUACUGCAUUAUCUGUGUAUUUGCACUGCUGAUGAACAAAGUGUCCCUGCAGGAUGUGGAUGUUGUUGUGGGUGUUACUGGAGGUUCUGUUAUCUUGCCGUGUGCUGCCAAUGAGAUUGAACACAAACUUUCUGAUAUUAUUGUGCAUUGGAGACACAAUGACAGCCUGACUGUCUAUGACAUAAUAAAGGGCAAAUUUUCACUACAAGGCCAGGACUUAAACUACAAGAACAGAGUGGAAUCUUUCCCUACUGAGUAUGAGAAAGGAAACUUCUCCCUCAAACUCAACAAUCUUACACACGCUGAUGCAGGAGAUUACCUGUGCUUCAUCACACAUUCAUCUGAACAACUGACCACAAAGCUGAUCAUCAAUGAGUCAACAGUACACAAGGGAGAACAAACAACAGAAGAAAAUGGAAACCAAGCGCGAGAAACACAUUUAUGGAUGAUAUUAACUCCUGUCCUUGUUUUUUUUAUUCUGUUAUGUAUAGUUCUCUUUAUAUGGAAGGAAAUCUGUAAAACCCAUAGAUCAGGGUUGUCUACUCCUGAAGGGAGCCUGUCCAGUAGAGAUGAUGACUUAGGGCUCCAUGAGAAGAUUAAUAGUGCAUAGCUGUAAAAUGUAUUAUUUAGGUUUAACAUAUUAAUAACUUAUCUGUCAGUUUUAUCGUUUAAAAAAAAAUGAUGUGCCAUUAUAAUCUUUAAUUAAAAACCCUAAUCUGGUACAUGGUGGACAGCAACAUGACAUCAAUGAUUCAAACAGUUUAUGGGUGGACAAAUUCAAGUCCAGUCAUAACUUUUAUCAUUUCAGAAGCCCUUUUACUCAGA